Molecule: messenger RNA, 471 nt
Organism: Trypanosoma rangeli
Lineage: Eukaryota; Euglenozoa; Kinetoplastea; Trypanosomatida; Trypanosomatidae
Exons: 1
Coding region: 1-471 (156 amino acids)
Source: RefSeq, a predicted model, not a curated record
AUGGCGAGUAUACACGGCGGUGUCGGCGGGUUCCUCCUUCGCCGUGCCGCCGCGAAGAGCAUUCGACAGAAGUACCAGACCGGCCCACAGUUCAAUAGACGCAAGUUCUUUCAAUUCCCAAAGGGCCAUCACCGUCUCCACCGUCGCAUCGGCGGCAUUCAGUGCGGCUCACCAACGCAGCAGCGGGAACACGCGCGCUUCUCGCAUCUCCCUGGAGACACUCGAACCCGGCCGCAGCACGACUUUACUUUUGGUGGAAAACGAGCUGAUGGCGCCAUGUACGCCUGGCGAAAGCGCGGCAACCUGCAACUUUACCAAAUGGGUGGAAAACCCGAAACAUUUGUCUGCUAUCGUUGUGGUUAUCCGGUGCGCAGCCAACUCGUGGCGAUCAAGGCAGACAACUGGGAUUUCCGGAUGUGCUACAGGUGUUACACGAGCACCGUGCACCACGGGAUGGAGAAUGAUACAUGA